AUUUAGUUAGUGUGCAACCACAACAAGCGGCUGGAAAUAGAACGCAUCCUCAACAAGGACAAAAAUACGUGGUGGGUUCACCACAAAACUUGGUUUUUAAACGCCUCAUUCUAACAUCAAACUACACCAACCAACCCCACUUUCUCUCUGAUUUCCAGCGUUUCCUCCUUGUUCCAUAUCUUCCAUCUUCUUAUCUUGCUCCUCUCUCUCUCUCUCGUUUUCUUCCUUUUUGUCUCCCUUCACAGUUCAGAUUGUUAGUUUGAAGCCAGUUUGGAUCUCUUAUUGUCCUACCUGGAGCUUGGUGUUGGUAGCUGCAGUCUGUUUUCGUUUCCAGUUGCUUGAAUUCCAUCCUCUUCGAUUUGGCGUUUUGGCUUUUACGGGGUUAAUUUGGGUAGCACAAGGCUUGAAAGGAUCCUGGUUUGGGCUUUGAAGGUUGUGCUUCUUCCUGGCAACUAGAAGUUGGAAAUGGGAGGUGUCGCGGGAAAGCUUGAAUCGCCAGAAAUGGUAUGGGUACCAGAAACAAAACUAGAAGCUAAAAUGGUUGAAGCUAUGCAGCGAAGGGCAUCUAAAGGAACUGCAAUGAAAUCCUUUAACAGCAUAAUCUUAAAGUUCCCAAAAAUUGAUGAGAACUUAAGGAAGUGCAAAGCUAUUUUUGAGCAGUUUGAUGAGGAUUCAAAUGGUGCAAUUGAUCAUGAAGAGCUGAAAAAAUGUCUCAACAAGCUUGAAGUUUCUUUCACAGAGGAGGAGAUAAAUGAUCUCUUUAAUGCAUGUGAUAUCAAUGAGGAUAUGGGAAUGAAAUUCAACGAGUUCAUUGUACUUCUUUGCCUUGUCCAUCUUUUCAAGGACAAUGCUGCAUCACUUGAAGCUAAAUCAAGGAUGGGAAUGCAAAAUUUGGAGGCCACGUUUGAAACUUUGGUUGAUGCAUUUGUGUUCUUGGACAAGAACAAGGAUGGUUAUGUUAGCAAGAAUGAGAUGGUUCAAGCCAUAAAUGAAUCAGGGGAGCGUUCCUCUGGACGAAUAGCCAUGAAAAGAUUUGAAGAGAUGGACUGGGAUAAAAAUGGAUCAGUGAAUUUCAAGGAAUUUCUUUUUGCAUUUACACGCUGGGUUGGGAUCGAUGACAUGGAAGAUGAGGAAGAAGAAGAGGAAGGGAGGGUCUGAGUCAAGAUAUGAUGAGCCAUGGCUGGUACUUGCUCCUGUCUUGGUUUUCGCCCAGUAAUAAUAAGUAUAUCCAAGUUGACAACAGAAACAUGCAGGAUCAUAGUAAGUUGGCUUCAUUCCUUAGAAUCUUCAAUGUUAAUAGUCUCAAAUAAAGAUGAUGAAGGAGCUUGUAUCGUGCUUUGCUUGACAAUUAUGCAACUAUUGUCUGAGGCUAGGAUUUUCCAUUACUUUGGUUUUUAUGUAUCCUUAUUUCAAAACAAUCCGCCCUCCUGAUUCACUGCA
This is a messenger RNA of Theobroma cacao (cacao), 1440 nucleotides long. Its product is annotated as Calcium-binding EF-hand family protein. The record is from RefSeq and is a predicted model, not a curated record. Gene Ontology annotation, molecular function: calcium ion binding. Lineage: Eukaryota; Viridiplantae; Streptophyta; Magnoliopsida; Malvales; Malvaceae.